AUGACAAAGUCGAAUCGUGCUACAAUUGGUUCUUGCUGCAGGGAAGACACGCAAAUGGUGAGGUGUGCGAUGAUUGCAUUAGAAAAGAUGAAGGACAUGUUUAAAACGACGUUAUGUAGUCCCGAUGAACCUUGGCCUCAACCACAGACCACCACCUCGGGUUGUGCAUUGAACACAAGUUGCGCAAUAAAAGGUUGUCCGUUCCGCGGUACUGGAGUUCCAAACGUUAGUUGAUAGAAUUAUUGACAAUCAUAAUCAUGAUGACUUUUAUGUUUAAUUGUUAUGUUUACAUCCGCCAAAUCAACUACAAUAUUAAUAAUGUACUACCCACUAAUCUAUACUAAUCCCUGGUUAAAUAUUUGUUUCGCAGUACAGCGGUUAAAAGUAUUAUACCUAUAAUUUCCUAUUUUUUAUUUGUUCCAUUAUAGUAUUUAUAAUAUUUAGAGUGUUCAGGGAACCUUUUUCUUUUAGGCCAUCAUUUCUAAUCAUCACCUUCUUAAUAUUUUCCCUAUAGACAAGGACGUUCGUCUUAACAAAUCCAGGAGGAGACUGUAUUUUUUCAAUAUUUACCUUUCUAUUAAUCUAUAAAUUAUAUGACCGUAUUCCUAUUCCUACAACAGUAUUUAUCAUAACUACCUAUAUAAUAAUUAUUUAUAAAAUAACUAAGAGUAAGUAUAGGUAGUUUAAUUUCUAAUAAUCUGAAAAAUAUACCUAUAACAUGAACAUUGCACUGUAUUAUUUAAUUAAUAAAAUGAGUUACAUUAAAGUUUAGAUUAAUUUGAUUAAAUCUUAAAACAAGAAUGUAAGACGUUUAUGUUUUGAAAACUAGUCAACAAGAUUUUGAAUCAAAUUUAAAACUUGAAUUUUCUAUCUAAGUAUGCAUACUAAACAUACAUAAUCCAAUAAGUAUGUUGUAAGAAGCAUGGUCAUGUAAAUGAUAACACAAUUGUUUAAUUGACGGAAAAUGUAAUAAUUUAAUAUAAUAUAAUAUGUGUAGGUAACAAAUAAUAUCUAAUCGUACACUCCUAUAUAUUCAACUAAUGAACCUACACCUAAUGAAAUUAAGCUAGUUAUAGAAAAACUGCCGAACAAAAGAGCACCAGGGCACGAUCGCAUCACGAAUAUCAUGUUCAAGAAGCUUUCCGUUAUAGGUCUCAUCCUUAUGUCUGCAUUAUUUAAUUCUCUGCUAAGACUUGAACACUUCCCACCGAAGUGGAAAAUUGCAACAGUCAUACUUAUCAAAAAACCUGGUAAAGAGAUAAAUCGAACCCGGAUUCCUAGAGACCAAUAAGUCUUCUAACCUCCUUAUCCAAAAUAUUUGAAAAAGUUAUUCACACUAGGUUACAAGAUUUUAUAAAUAGCGCGGAAACUAUUACUAAAUUCUAAUUUGGGUUUAGAUCGAACCAUUCAACAGUUCAACAACUGUUUCGUAUAACAGAGCAUAUCAGCAAUUCCUUUGAAAAGCACCGUCACACGGGUGCCGUCUUUAUUGAUAUCUCAAAGGCUUUCGACAAAGUAUGGCAUACAGGUCUUAUGUACAAAUUAAAAUGUAUAAAACACACCUUAAUAAACUUAUUCUAUAUUAUUAAAUCCUUUCUUUCGGACAGACAAUUUUCAGUAAAAAUAAACGACUCUCUCUCUGACCUCCAGCCUAUCUCUGCCGGUGUACCUCAAGGCUCCAAGAUGGCCCCAAUCUUAUUUAACAUUUAUAUAUCUGAUAUCCCACAGUCACCACGCACCAACAUGGCCCUUUUUGCAGAUGAUACGAUUAUUUACAGUGAAUCCCGUAAUAUAGAAGCGAUUACUCAUAACCUACAAUGCCACUUAAAUGUAUUAUCAGUAUGGUGUAAAAACUGGAAGAUUCAAAUAAACGCAUCCAAAAGUACAGCAAUCAUUUUCAGCCUUCGUCUCUACUCCACACCACCACUAUUAAAAUUCGACAAAGUGCCUAUACCUUGGGAACCGACUGUCAAAUACCUCGGAAUCACCCUUGAUAAGAGGUUGACCCGGGGGCCUCAUUUAUCAGCAAAAAUACAUCUAGCAUAUCAACGUCUAUCGAUACUAUUUCCAAUAAUAAAUAAAAAACAGUCAUUCAAAAAAAAUGUUCAAUCUUAA
Molecule: messenger RNA, 2115 nt
Organism: Cinara cedri
Lineage: Eukaryota; Metazoa; Arthropoda; Insecta; Hemiptera; Aphididae
Source: the annotation of a GenBank genome assembly